ACAGAAAAUAAGAAGUUUAAGAAGUAUCAAUCAAUUCAGUGUAAAAACUAUAAUGGAUCCAAUAAAAGUAUAUCGUGGUCUUUUAAUAACACUCUCUACAAGCAUUUUAUACUUUACAAUGGGAACAGCUUUUGGAUGGACAUCACCAACAAUGCCAAAAUUACGGGAGCACACAAUUGACAGUCCUUUGGAAAAUGCAGUUAGUAUCUCAAAUGAAGGUUGGAUUGGUUCAUUGCUGACAAUUGGUGGCUUGCUGGCAUCUUUUUUUUCUGGACCAUUGGCUGGUCGAAUUGGACGAAAACCUACGUUACUUCUGAGUUCGUUGUUCUUUUCAGUUUCAUUUAUUCUUUUUAUCUUUGGAAUGAAAGUUUGGAUUCUCUGUCUUGGUCGAUUUAUUCAAGGACUAGGAGCAGGUCUGGCUUCAAGUACGGUGCCAAUUUACAUCGGCGAAAUAGCUCCUGAUGAAUGUAGAGGAGCCUUAGGAACUAUCUACAAUCUUUUUUUGAUUGGUGGAAUUAUUUACAUCUAUGCAAUUGGCCCCUAUGUCAGUUACAUGUCAUUGCAAUGGUAUUGUCUAGCUAUUCCCGUGAUAUUCUUUUUCAUCUGCUUUUUCAUGCCAGAAAGCCCUUAUUUCCUGGCAACCAAAGGACGGAAGGUAGAUGGAAUAAAAUCUUUGAAAAGCAUCCGUGGCCAGAGUAUGGAAGCUGCCAAAAUCGAGAUGAACAUGAUUCAGAAAGACGUUGACGAAUCGAUGUCUAAUACCGGAACAGUAUUUGAUAUUUUCUGUAAUCGAGGCUACAGAAGAGCUCUGAUAAUCUGUUGCGGUCUGCUGAUUUUUCAAGCACUGAGUGGAACCACUGCGAUCACCUUCAAUUGCCAAACUAUUUUCAUGAGUGCUGAAUCUACUAUUGACCCUGCCUUAGCAAGCAUCCUGCUAGGAAUAGUACAAUUGCUUUCAAGCUUCCUAACUCCGCUUUUCAUCGAACGACUAGGGCGGAAGAUUAUCCUCCUAAUUUCUGCUGUGGGAAUUUGUGUGGCAUUAUUUGCACUCGGAACUUUCUUUUACGUUAAGACGUUCGAUGAUGCAUCGCAAAUCCUAUGGAUACCUGUUCCAGCUUUAGUCUUAUUCUGUGGUGCUUUCGCUUUUGGCUUCGGAUCAAUCCCAUGGGCUGUGUUGGGGGAAAUAUUUCCUCCCAACAUUAAAUCUAUAGCUACGUCAAUUGCAACCACAAGUGUUUGGUUAAUGACAUUCAUAGUGACACGUUGGUAUCCAGAGAUAGACGCUUUAGGAUCGUAUUAUUCAUUUUGGAUUUUUGGCUCCUUGACUUUUGUUUCUAUAUUCUUCAUCAUUUUUGUGAUGAUCGAAACAAAAGGUCUGAGUUUGAGAGAGAUCCAGGACAAGUUACACAGCUCGAAAAUCUCAAUGAGAAAUCAAAAAAUUUAUGAAAGUGUUCAAACAAAUACAGCGGGGAAAAUAUAAUUCAAGACAA
Molecule: messenger RNA, 1490 nt
Organism: Eupeodes corollae
Lineage: Eukaryota; Metazoa; Arthropoda; Insecta; Diptera; Syrphidae
Product: facilitated trehalose transporter Tret1-like
Exons: 5
Coding region: 53-1480 (475 amino acids)
Biological process (GO): transmembrane transport; carbohydrate transport
Cellular component (GO): membrane
Molecular function (GO): sugar transmembrane transporter activity
Source: RefSeq, a predicted model, not a curated record